Molecule: messenger RNA, 1371 nt
Organism: Brenthis ino (lesser marbled fritillary)
Lineage: Eukaryota; Metazoa; Arthropoda; Insecta; Lepidoptera; Nymphalidae
Source: the annotation of a GenBank genome assembly
AUGUUUUAUCGUUCAAACUCCGACGGCAAUGGUGGGGAGACGACAUGGUGUUUCAGUCAGGUGAAGGGUACUCUAGAGGAUGACGUCACAGAGGCUGAUCUGAUAUCAUGCGUAGAGUUCAACCACGAUGGUGAAUUGUUAGCUACCGGGGACAAAGGUGGACGAGUUGUUAUAUUUCAGAGAGAUCCAGCAUCGAAACAAUGUGUGCCCAAAAAGGGAGAAUACAACGUUUACUCGACGUUCCAAUCUCAUGAGCCGGAGUUCGAUUAUCUUAAAUCAUUGGAAAUAGAAGAGAAAAUUAAUAAAAUAAGAUGGCUCAAGCGAAAGAAUCAAGCACACUUCCUUCUAUCAACUAAUGACAAGACUAUCAAAUUAUGGAAAGUGUCGGAGCGGGACAAGCGCGUGACGGGGUACAACACGCGCGAGGAGGGCGGACGGCCGCGCGACCCGGCGCGCGUCACGUCGCUGCGCGUGCCCACCGUGCGUCCCGCCGACCUGAUGGUGGAGGCGUCGCCUAGACGAAUAUUUGCAAACGCGCACACCUAUCACAUAAACUCAAUCUCUUUGAACUCGGACCAAGAGACUUACCUUUCAGCGGAUGAUCUCCGCAUAAACCUCUGGCAUUUGGAGAUCACCGACCAGAGCUUCAAUAUUGUGGACAUAAAGCCCGCUAAUAUGGAGGAACUCACUGAGGUUAUAACCGCGGCAGAGUUCCACCCGACUGAAUGUAAUCUCUUUGUAUAUUCUAGCAGUAAGGGUACAAUAAGGUUAUGCGACAUGCGUGCGGCGGCGCUGUGCGACCGACACGCGAAGUUGUUCGAGGAGCCGGAGGACCCUCACGCGAGGUCCUUCUUCUCGGAGAUCAUAUCUUCCAUCAGCGAUGUUAAGUUAAGCAAUUCGGGCAGAUAUAUGAUGUCGAGAGACUACUUAGGUUUAAAAGUAUGGGAUCUUAGAAUGGAAACAAAACCUGUAGAAACAUAUCCAGUACACGAAUACCUUCGUUCCAAAUUGUGUUCGUUGUACGAGAAUGACUGUAUCUUCGAUAAGUUUGAGUGCUGUUGGAGUGGUGAUGAUCAGCGGCUAAUGACUGGUUCUUAUAAUGGAUUCUUUAGAAUAUUCGAGCGAGGCGGUGCGGGCGCGGGCGCUAGGCGCGGCGAGCUAACCCUGGAGGCGUCACGUGAUGCGGCGGCGAGACCGCGUCAGCCGUUACGUGCGAGACGGGUUGCGGCCAGCGCUAAAAGGAAGAAGGACGAAAUAAGUGUAGACUGUUUGGAUUUCAACAAGAAAAUACUGCACACGGCGUGGCAUCCACACGAAAGCGUCAUAGCGGUAGCGGCGACCAACAAUCUGUUCAUAUUCCAGGAUAAAUUC